CUGGGUCUGCGUCUGGGCUGUGUUGACUCGCUCCUCUCUGGAUGCCUUGGAAGAGCUGGUGGACAGCUGAGAGCUGCUAGCUGUCAGCAGAACUUUGGUUGUUUUUCAGCCACCGGCUGUACUUGGGACCAUAUCUGCUGACAUCUGGCAACAUUUUUUGAUGGAGCAGUCAAGAUCAUCUUAACGAUUUCUUGUUCUGAUACCCUCUUAAUUGGAGAUUUGACCCUGGUCAAUGUAUAUAGCACUUACCUCAACUCCAACAGAAAUGAAUGCCAACAGUAUGCCUAAACAAGUUGAGGUGAGGAUGCACGAGAGUCACCUGGAGCCCAUUGAGGCCAGGCCUCAGUCCAAAUGUGCCACAAUCUGCUCCAAGCUGUUCAAGAACCUUCUGCUCACACUCACCGUCCUUGGUGUGAUCUUGGGAGCUGUAUCAGGGAUGUUGCUUCGCGUUGCCUCCCCGAUUCACCCAGAUAUCAUCAUGGUGAUUGCUUUUCCUGGAGACAUCCUGAUGAGGAUGCUGAAGAUGUUGAUCCUGCCACUCAUCAUCUCCAGUUUAAUCACAGGUCUGGCUGGUUUGGAUGCCAAAUCCAGUGGUCGCCUGGGCACUAGAGCUAUGGUCUACUACAUGUCCACCACUAUUAUUGCUGCUAUCCUGGGAGUCAUCCUGGUGUUAGUCAUCCACCCCGGCAACCCCAAACUGAAGGAGAAUCUGGGCCAAGGCGAGAAAAAUGAUGACGUGUCCAGCUUGGAUGCCUUCUUUGAUCUGAUCAGGAACUUAUUCCCAGAGAACCUGGUGCAGGCUUGUUUCGAACAGAUCCAGACAGUCACAAAGAAGGUAGAGGUGGCUAUUGAGGAGGAUGUCAAUGCCACCACCAUGGAGGGUCUGGUGGCUAACAUUACCAAGGAGCCUCAGUUCCUCAUCAAAAAGUCUCUGCAGUUCAAAAGUGGCAUGAAUGUACUGGGUCUGAUUGGUUUCUUUAUUGCAUUUGGCAUCUGCAUGGGCAAGAUGGGAGAGAGGGCCAGACUCAUGAUUGAAUUCUUCAACAUCCUCAAUGAGAUUGUGAUGAAACUUGUCAUCAUGAUCAUGUGGUACUCUCCCUUCGGUAUUGCCUGUCUCAUCUGUGGUAAGAUCAUCUCCAUCAAGGACCUGGAAGUGGUGGCCAGGCAGCUGGGAAUGUAUAUGGUGACUGUGAUUAUCGGCCUCAUCAUCCACGGAGCAAUCUUCCUGCCCAGCAUCUACUUUGUUAUCGUCAGGAAAAACCCCUUCACCUUCUUCCUGGGCAUCUUCCAGGCCUGGAUCACUGCCCUGGGGACAGCCUCCAGUGCUGGUACACUGCCUGUAACCUUCCGUUGUCUGGAGGAGAACUUGGGUAUUGACAAAAGAGUCACUCGUUUUGUGCUCCCAGUUGGUGCCACCAUCAACAUGGACGGAACUGCUCUGUAUGAGGCUGUUGCAGCCAUCUUCAUUGCCCAAAUGAACGGCAUCCACCUCGACCCUGGUCAGAUUGUCACCGUCAGUUUGACAGCUACCCUCGCCAGUGUUGGAGCAGCCAGUAUUCCCAGUGCCGGCCUGGUGACUAUGCUCUUGAUCCUGACUGCUGUAGGCCUGCCAACCCAAGACAUCAGUCUUUUGGUUGCUGUCGACUGGCUGUUGGAUCGAUUCAGGACCUCAGUGAAUGUGGUGGGUGACUCCUACGGUGCAGGCAUCGUGUACCACAUGUCCAAGGCGGAGCUUGACGAGCUGGACGCGCAUGCAGCUAAAUCAGAUGACAUUGAAAUGAUGACGAAGACCCAAUCUUAUUACGAUGACAUGAAGAACCACCACGAAAACAAUUCCAACCAGUAACCUCAGCCACUAACGGCUCUGCUGCGGAGUGCACGCUUGUUGAGGAGGAACCAUGGAAACAUGAAUAAUGGCAGCACAGAGAUCCCCUGCUCCUGGGCUCCACAAGCUUUCCUAUCUGGUGAAAGAGUGAAUGAAAAAAAAGUCACACGAACAGAACUACUAAUUGUUUUUUAUGUAGUUUAGUUUCUUUUCUUUUUUAUUAGUCCCUUUAAAGGUUUUUGUAACUGUCUAUCUGACUGAUAUAUAAUACUAAUUCACUUAACCGUGAAAUGAUAAGAGGUAUACCUUUACCUGUUAGAGCACAAUUAUGUCCUAUAUAGCAGAUACUUGCACAACAUACUUCAAGGCUUGGGGAGGGAAGGAAGAGAAAAAAGUUAGAUAAGCUAUUCCUAGCAAUACAUCUUUGUUCUACAUUUAUAAGAUGAGAGAAGAAGUAGCUGUAUAAUGGGAUGCACUGAGAACAUCUUCCAGGUUUCCUAGUUAUAUAAAUACAGGUGAUUCAUUAUUCUAAUGCCAGAAGAGGAGUGGGAGUUAAUUAAUCGUGAAAACCAAUGUAAUGUUUGUACUGAACAUCCUUGCUUUACAUCCCUGUCAGUACCAUCACAAUGUGUGCAUUAGGCCACCGCUCUUCCUUUGCUCUCAUCUACUGUAAGAACAUCACUUCUUAUUCUUAAACUGUCAGAGCAUUUAAAGUGCACCUGACUGCUGAUUGCAUUGCCCAAUAUUACCCACUAUCCCUGAGGUCCAGCAAACUGAUGAAAGGGUAGGAGGCAGGGAGAACAAUAGUGAACAGGAAAACCUACAAGCACAGUCGCCCUGGGAUUAUAAAGCACAAAUCAUGCCAUGGAGCCCAUUUUUUCCCCUUUGUGUUUUUUUUCUUUUGUCUACUGUAAAAAAGGGACUUUUUUCUUUGUGUCACCUACUGAGUGAGAUAUAAAACUUGUUUGUGUGUUUGUGUGUGAUAGAGAGAGAGAGAGAGCUAGGUUAAGAACAUGACCAAGUCAAUUAUAGGGACCAAACAGGCAGAAAAUCAAUCAACUCACAGAGGCCUUUGAACUGCCUCCAUAACGUCACUCUCAAGACAGUUUUCAGUUUUCUUUCCUCCUGUCCAUUUAUAACUGAAUGGCACAGCAGUUGAUAUCACCACCUUUUCUGAUGAAGCCUCAAAACUUAAAUGAAAGAAUGUCACUGCCCUAAAUAUGAAACUUUACAUUCCUCCUCCAAAAAAGUAACUGUAAUGCCAGUGAAAUUUAAAAAAAGAUUUGCAUCAAAAUUAUUAUUGUAAAAACAAACAAUAAUUAUUAAUUGCCAUAUCUGGGUAAAUUAAGACACAAAAAAAGAUAUAUAGAGCACAAACAGAGUGAUAGAGCACAAAUAAAGCCAAAAUGUCAGUGAGGAUAAUUUCCAGUCAGAGGCAUAAUCAAAGUCAUGCACAUUAUCCUUCCAUGUUGACACUGAUCGUAUACCAAGUUUAAAAAACGAUUUUAAAAAUACAAUAAUGGAACAGGAACAGAUACUCAGGCUUGUAUGUUUACUAUUUUACAGGGAAAAAAAUUUUGUAAUCCUAAAAUGUUUACCUGCUCACUAGAGCUUCAAGAAAAAGGCCUCAUAACAGCACAACUUUUGAAAGCUUUGACUCUGAACAGUGACAGUUCACUGCAAAGGUCUUUGAUGAAAGAUAGUGAUUUUAUAAUAUGAUGAUAUGCUGGGAAGCACAUAUAGGAAGCACACAAAUAUAUUUAAGACAACAUUCCAGUGGUUGAAUGAUCCUCAACCUGCGUACUAUUUGUACACUUACGUUAUUACUGAACACAGAGUACACAAAGUAAACCACUAGAAACAUUUAAAAAAAGAAACGGAGGAAGAAGUAGCACAGCACUCAGCUGUCAGAUGGAUUCUUGGCUUGCACAAACAGAGACAGAUCAUUGAUAUAACACUCUUGCUUGCCAGCUUCUUGUUUAGCCAGACCUUAAAAGGUAAACAACAAUAUAUUUUAGCCACCAGAGCUCAAGACUGUUUCUACAAACCCUAGAUGCUGCAGCUGUGUGUCCACAUUGGUGCAAGACGUUUUAGGAAACUUAGAACAGAACAAUGGACACUUCACAUGCAUUAUGCCAGAAUGUUGCUAUCUAUCAGGUAAAAAAAAUCCUCUCAUAGAACCAAAUGGCUUAAAAAGAUCUGCAAAUACAAACAAAGCUGGGCUACUGGCUGUUAAUCUUUUUUUAGCCUGUGCGAGUGAGAGGUGAGACUUCUGCGUUGUGGGUGUGAUUUCUUUAUCAGUAAUGUGUCCUUCUCUCCUGUCUUGUUUCUUUUCAUUUCAUUAAAGACAACCUUGCCUUGGAGGUGUUCACUUCAAACAAAUGCCAAUUUAAGUAACACUAGGAAAAUUAACAAAACACUUAGUACGACACUCUGUCUUUUAGUUCCUGAAACACACUCUCAGAAGAGGUCUUUGAUUUUUUUAAGCUCGGCUAACAGAAGUGUGCUGUGACACAACAUAGAGCACAUUUGGUGUUCUCCUGUAAACACUGCACAUACUGAUACACACAAAAAACAAGCAUGCACACAUUUUUAGCACACGCACAAACACUCUUAGACCUUGAAGGUCACUAAAUUUCUAACUGUAAUCAGCAAGCUGCAGAACACAGCACUGACACCCUGAGAAGCCCCUUGAGUCUGAUCUUUUGACCUUGUGAUCUUCAGAAAAAAAAAAUCCUCUCCAGUAAGGAGACAAUGCAGACCAUAUGUCAAUGAUGGGGAUUGAGUGUUGAACCACUAUUAUGUUCAAACUCAUGGUUUUAGAAGCAUGAAUAAAAUAAAAUGAUAAUUAUUUUUUUGCACCACUAUCUUAAAAGCAUGAUAUUUUGAAGUGCCUCAUUGCACUUUGUGUAUAUAUUGUAGGUAACAGAUUUUUUUUUUUUUUGUUCCUUUUGCUUUCUUUUCAGGGGUGGGCGUGGGAAUGGUAUGUAGGAAUAUAGUUUCAUUGCUGUGACAUUUUUAAUGUAAUCCUCUAGGAAAAAAAAAUAUCAUAUGUCCUGAGUAAAAUUAGAUUAGACAAAAUGUAUAGAGAGGAAAUCGUGUAAUAAAUUGCUUGUUUUUUUAUUCUCUAAUAGCUGUUAACUAGUUGUUUUACUUACCUGUCACACACCAAUAUAUAAAUAUCUUUUUUUUUAAUCUAAUGUAAGCAUUCUGAAUGUUUGUUCCAUGAAGAUAUAAGAAGUGUGCAUUCAUUUUCAUUGUACAUAAAUAAAUAUAUAAUUGUUCUGUUCAGUGGCAAUGCAGAAUUUUCUGGAAAUUACAGUGGUCCUGAAGCAAACAGGUUUGCAUUUAUAAGAGAAAGAAAGAGAGUGAGAAAGAGAGAGAAAGAGCGAGGGGAAGUUUCUGGUUUAAAAAAGGGGGCCAACAUGAGUUAUUUUGGCUGGAAUUACUGUGAUAAAAGUUGCAGAAAAGAGAGACAAAUAAAGGUAAAGCUCAAUUUUGCCCUGUAUGUAGGAUAGAGUGAGAAAUCAAACAGUCUAGGAGUUGAUUUGAGUGGAAGAACAAAUACUCAGCUGCCUGUUAACAGUAGAGCAACCUUCCUCAGGUGACUCAUCUGAACCAUUUUGUCUUUUCAAUGGCGAAAACUGGCUUUAGUCUCAGGCAUCUUUGUUUACCUGGUGCAUGUGUUUAUUAAAGCUGCAAGAAAUGGAUAUCUAGAUCUUUUAGAUUCUUUGUUACCCUGUCUACAUGCCACAUCUUCACAUAUCUGACCUCUGAUGUGCCACCAACAUCAUGGAGGAUUAUUGAAAUCCCACUCUGUAAACUACAUUUACUCCACUUGCCUUUUUUGCUUUCUACACAGAAACUUUAUGCACGCACAAACACCUGGAACUUGCUGAGCUAUAUGGUACUGAUUGAAUGGAAAGCUAUUGACACAGUAUUUCAACCAAGAGACAGUAUAUCUUUAAGCUUGUCCUUUUCUACUGAAAUGUGUCUUUUUGAAGAAACUCCUAAACAGAGCUGAUAACCUGUCUCACUCCUGCCUACGACGUGCUUUCCUGAUCUUACUUUUCUAGGCCUUCCCUCUUUGUAAAGCUGUUGUAAUUUUGAUGUAAAGGCAGAGCGUAUGUGUGGGGGAGAAAAAAAAGACAAAAAAAA
Molecule: messenger RNA, 5983 nt
Organism: Morone saxatilis (striped sea-bass)
Lineage: Eukaryota; Metazoa; Chordata; Actinopteri; Moronidae
Gene: slc1a2b
Product: solute carrier family 1 member 2b
Exons: 11
Coding region: 233-1846 (537 amino acids)
Biological process (GO): L-glutamate transmembrane transport
Cellular component (GO): plasma membrane
Molecular function (GO): L-glutamate transmembrane transporter activity; neutral L-amino acid transmembrane transporter activity; glutamate:sodium symporter activity
Source: RefSeq, a predicted model, not a curated record